This is a messenger RNA of Leptinotarsa decemlineata (Colorado potato beetle), 5705 nucleotides long. RefSeq names its product tyrosine-protein phosphatase non-receptor type protein myopic (gene mop). Gene Ontology annotation, molecular function: protein tyrosine phosphatase activity; protein binding. Gene Ontology annotation, cellular component: endosome. Lineage: Eukaryota; Metazoa; Arthropoda; Insecta; Coleoptera; Chrysomelidae. The record is from RefSeq and is a predicted model, not a curated record. Gene Ontology annotation, biological process: protein dephosphorylation; protein transport to vacuole involved in ubiquitin-dependent protein catabolic process via the multivesicular body sorting pathway; early endosome to late endosome transport.
AAUACUUAUUAUUUGACUAUUAGUCAUCAUGUCAUUUUGAUGUUUUGGAAAGUGUUGAAAUUGAUAAAUUGUUUGUUAUUCAUUUUAUUAUUGUAGUUUGCCACACCUACCUUCAUAUAUUUAGCGUGCUGUAGCAAAUAUAUAGACAGGAUAUGAAAUAACCAAAACAAGCACCAGUGGAAUGCCCAUACAUAUUGAUUACCUAGAAAUAUAGUCGGAUCAUCUGACCGUUGACAAAGUAAAAAAACCAUUCAAUAACCAUGGAGGCAGCUCCUAGACUGCCUAUGCUGUCCUUUGAUCUGAAAGUGCCCACCGAGAAUACUCAGUUUGCCCCCCAAUUGAAACAGUACAUUGCCACCUUUUAUAAUGAAGAUCCCGAGUCCUACAGUACGGAAAUUAACAAUUUGGAAUCCUUACGAGCCGCAGCAGUCCGCCCGUCCACGGACUACAACGGGAUUCAGUUACUGAAAAAGUACUAUUGUCAGCUACACUUCUUGAAGUCUAGGUUUCCCAUGGAGGAGAACCAGGAGGCUGCUGUUCAGUUCUCGUGGAAAGAUAAUCAGUUUGAUAUUCGUAACUCAUCGUCUGAUAUAAGGUUCGAAAUGAUGGUGAUAAUGUACAAUAUCGGUGCCCUGCAUUCGCACUUGGGCAGUGUAGAUUCAAGAACCAAUUCUGAGGGAAUGAAAAUGGCAUGCACCCAUUUUCAGUGUGCUGCAUGGGCAUUUCAGAAUGUGAAGGAGAAAUACCAACAGUUCAUAACGUACAUCUCUCUGGUUCAGUUGGUGCACUUUUUCCAGCAAGUAUGUUUGUCCCAGGCCCAAGAGUGCAUUUUGGAGAAGAGUAUGCUGGAUAAUCGGAAGGCAACUAUAAUUGCAAAAGUGGCAGUUCAAGUCCACAACUACUACCGCCAGUCCCUGAGCAUCUUGGAAUCAGCAAGCGACGACUUGUUCAGAGAUAAAAUGUGCAAGGAGUGGGUCAAGUUUCUGCAAUUCAAAAUAGCGUACUACAAGUGCGUGGCUUUACUCUUUCAAGGCCAGCAAGCGGAGGAGCAGCAGAAGAUGGGCGAGCGAGUUGCGUUUUAUCAAGCUGCAUGUGAACAGUUGGAGGAAGCCAAGAAAUGGGCAAAUUCAUUGAAAAACCAAAAGCAAGAAAUCAACGAAGGUCUAGCCUUCACCCAGGAUGUUGUUGAAGGCAAGAGAAAAGCCGCUAAAAACGAAAACGAAUUCAUCUACCAUGAGUCGGUUCCCGACAAAGAUCAUCUGCAAGAGGUGAAGGGGGCUUCCCUGGUGAAGGGCAUUCCUUUCGACGUCAAAGACCCGGAAAUAUCUGGCCCCGACAUUUUCGCCAGGCUUGUCCCGAUGGAAGCACAUGAGGGUGCUUCGUUGUACAGCGAGAAGAAGGCUCAGAUGCUGAGGCAAAUUGGCGAACUGAUCGAGACCAAAGAUCAAGCCCUUGCGGAGUUUAUGUCGUCUAUGCAAUUGGAUUUGUUAACAAAGAUGCACCAAGCUACAGGCAUCCCGCAAGACCUCAUCGACAGAGCUGCAGCGCUUUCUGUCCGUCCAACAGCAACUCAAGACCUCGUCAGCAUUAUGGGAAAACUGUCGAACAUAUACCAAGAAGUGGAAUCGAACUUGAACGAAAUUGACGCUUUACUAAAAGAGGAAGACGAGGCGGAAAAGGGUUAUCAAGAGAUCAUGGGUAAAAGACCGCCGAGCAUCAUUGCUACGGAUUUAGCUAGGGAGGCUGCUAAGUAUCGAGAAGCGCAUACCAAAGCAAAUGAUUCGAAUCAGACCUUGCACAGAGCCAUGACUGCACAUGUCGCCAACUUGAAAAUAAUGCAGAUGCCGUUGAAGCAGCUGCAGCAACAGUUACCGACAGUGGAGAUGCCGAAUCCAAAUAUCGACGAAAAAGUUUUGAAAGACCUCGAAACCCUUGUCGCCAAAACCGAAGAAAUGCGAAACCAACGGGCAAUGCUUUGGGCUCAACUCAGAGAGUCUGUCCAUCAAGACGAUAUCACAAACGCCCUAGUAACGAAACAGCCGAAUGUCUCUCGCGACCAGCUCUUCCAACAAGAACUGCAGAAACAUCAACACCUGACCGAGUUGAUUGAACAAAACGCCGCCGCUCAGGAUAAUAUUAGGAAAGCUCUAGUCGAUACAUAUGCUCGAGCGGUGAACACCAGAAGGUACAUCCAGGACAUUCUCCAGAAGCGGUCCUCCACCAUCAACGCCUUGGUAGCCUCGUGUGACGCCUAUGAAGAUCUCGUGGCGAAAGUGAACAAGGGCAUCGAGUUUUACACGAAGCUCGAGACGAACGUCUCGAAACUACUGCAGCGUAUUAAGAGCGCCUGCAAAGUGCAGCAGGAGGAGCGCGAGCAGAUGCUCUCGAAGAAUGAAGUUCCCAAGCCCUCUACGGAAGCUACUCCCGCGGCGCCGAAGCUGAAGGACUAUUUGGAAUCGAGGAAGAAGAAUCCGGCGGUGGGAAACUACCCGCCGGGAAACUAUCUGCCGCAAGGGGUGCGCCCCACUCCUCUCGGAUCAGAAGUGUCUGACUUGCCAAUGACUGGCGUCAAUGAACCAGGGCAGUAUGGCUACGCGCAGGUUCCGACGGCUGGCGCCGCGUAUUCUUACGGCGGCGUCGAUAUGGAACUAGCAAAGAGGAUGAGAGGGUUAUCGACCGAUACCAAGCAAGACGCGUAUCACGCGAACUACAGCUCUUUUGUGCCACAGAACUACACGCCAAACACGUACCCCCUCACGCAGACUACAAUAACGCAAGCUGAGCCGAUUUCUCCUUACAACCCUGCGAAGGCGUAUACCGGUACCACCGACUCGUAUCGCCGUAUGCCGACUCAAACGUCGCUCAGUAACACGAGCACCAACAUGCAGUACCCAGACUCGAGCUUGAGUGGUACGCCGGUCUCGGAGGCUUACUACGGCGGAAACUACCACUACCCCGCGUUUUCAGUGGCGGGUUAUUCUCGGGGCGGCCCAUCUACUCAACAAUACAAUAUUGACACAUAUUACCCUCAAGGUUAUGCACCCGGACAGUCGUACCAGCCCAGCGGAACCGACGCUCUCGGUGCCGGCAAUAUGCAGUACCAUCCAAUGGAGUACGCAUCUUCGGUACCAUCGGAUCAGGUGAAGUACAGCUAUCCUUCGACGUAUACGUCGCCGGUGCCCAACAUGGCUAGUACUAACGCUGGUGAGGCUACUUACCUAUCGACAAAUACCGGGUACUACUAUGGUGCUAGUGAGGCAUCUGGAAGUGGUACUGCGUUGGGCGGUGGUGCCACAGCAGCUAGCAGUGGUACCAUUUCAGGCGACGGCGGUACCAUUUCGGGUGGUGGUGCUAUAUCGAGCGGUAGUACCAUUUCGGGCGGUGGUACCAUAUCGGGUGGUAGUACUAUUUUGGGUGGCGGUGCCAUCUUGGGCAGUUAUGUCCCUCCGGCUGUAGGUGCCACCUCGAAUGUUUAUAACGCUUCAGGUACCGAGCAGGCCAAUUCGGUGAAGUAUCAGUGCCAGAACCCCGGCGUUUCUGGGUACUACUCGAGCCAGUGGAAUAGUAGUACCUCUCAAGGGUUGCCUGUUGGAACUUGGGGUACUGUACAGGGUUACCAGAACGUCGCGCCGCAAGUUUAUUCUGGCGAAGGUUACAGCCAGCAAUGCUACCAAACUGCUGCUUCACAGAACAGCAGUACUUCUAGUGGCGCAUAUGGAAGCUACUAUGGAGAAUCCUACGCCUCUCCUAGUUACACCCCUCAACCAGCUCAGCAAACCCCUCAGGUACCCACUCAGCAAACCCCUCAGGUACCCAGUCAGCAAACCUAUCAAGUACCUACUCAGCAAACCCCUCAGGUACCCAGUCAGCAAACCUAUCAAGUACCUACUCAGCAAACCCCUCAGGUACCCAGUCAGCAAACCUAUCAAGUACCUACUCAGCAAACCCCUCAGGUACCCAGUCAGCAAACCUAUCAAGUACCUACUCAGCAAACCCCUCAGGUACCCAGUCAGCAAACCUAUCAGGUACCCACUCAGCAAACCCCUCAGUUACCCAUUCAGAAUCUUCAACAACCCCUUCAGCAACUUCCUGUCGCUACCAAAGAAUCCAACAUAGAUCUGCUGAGCGGUCUGGACUUCACCAUAAGUCAAGCUCCUUUGGUACCGCAGCAAAAUGUUCUCCCGGCCAAACCUGCAGAAAUAAAAAGUGAAGGUUCCAUCAAGGCUCCUGUUUCCAAGGAAGAAAUCCCUCCUUUGGUGCAAGAAGUGAAACGCCCGGCAUUCAAAGUUUUGCCGAGCAAGCCUUUGAACAAUGCAGAUGUUAAGGCCUUGUUCCACCAGGAGGUCGAGCGAUAUGAGAAAUUUGUUGAGACGUUGACGAACAAGACGCUGAGCGGUCCGACCAGUUUGGAUGUCAAGUGGAAAGAGAUUCAGGACAAGCAGGACAGCGAUUCGCAGAAGAGGAUUGUUUCGGUCGCGAGGUGUUAUCCGAUGAAGAAUCGGUUCCCUGAUAUAUUGCCAUACGACUAUUCUCGAGUGGAGUUGUGCGGGGCCAAGGACGAUUAUAUUAAUGCUUCGUUCGUGAAGGACGUCUCUCCUUACGCCCCACCUUUCAUCGUAACACAGUCUCCAUUAUCUUCAACUAUUGGCGAUUUUUGGACGAUGAUACGAGAGCAGCAAGUUGAAUUGAUAUUUUGCUUGUCAAACGACACGGAGAUCGCCGACGAAGUGUAUUGGCCCAACGAGAAAGGCCAAAGCUUGAACGUAUUGAAUAUGGUUAUAUCUUUGCAAAGCAUCAUAGUGAAAUCUCAUUGGACGGAGAGGCUGAUUUCCGUUAACGUUCCGGAGAAACGGGAUUCGCGAGUCGUUAUGCAUUUGCAGUUUACUUCUUGGCCGGGAAGCUUGUUUCCAACGAAGCCGGACCCGUUCAUUGAGUACACUUUGGAACUGAUAAAUACCUGCCAACAACAAAGAUGCAACACUCACCCCGUGGUGGUCCAUUGCUCGCCGGGUAUUGGCAAAAGCGGAUUGCUGUGCUUGCUCACUGCCGCCAUAUUCGACGUGACCAAUAACGCCAAUACAGUUCCCGAUCUAGCUGCCUUAACCGUGAAAUUGAACAGCUGCCGAAAGAAUAUUUUGAGGGACAGAGAACAUCUGAAGUUUGCCUACGAGAGCUUUUUGGGGUACAUGAAGUGGGUUGUUUCUCAAGAUAAAUUGAAGAAGAAAAUGAACGAGGUAGUGCCUAAAGUAAAAGAAGAAACCAAACCAACAACCGAAGUUGUAGAAAAUAACAUUGACCCUCUGAGUUCUCUUGAUCCUUUUUGGGCAAGUAAGAAAUAAAACCCCGUUUUCAUUCCUUAACAUUUUAUAUUCUUACAUAAUAAUUUAUUCAGAUCUUAUAAUUAUCAGCUAUUGGUGAUAAUGGUAAUUAUAUUAUAUUUGUUACCUUACUUUUAAAUGUUCAAUAUUUUUGAGUUUUAAACAGAUUUGGAAAUUAUAAAGUUGAGUUUUAAACAUAUUUGGAAAUUAUAAAGUUGAGUUGUAAAGUUUAGUUUUAAACAGAUUUGGAAAUUUUAAAGUUUAGUUGUAAAGUUGAGUUUUUAACAGAUUUGGAAAUUAUAAAGUACCUACUAUAAGUUUCAAGUUGGCUGUGUAAAGUACAGCUCUUGAGAUACGACUGAAAUUAUAAUUUCUUUAGAAUCAAUU